This is a messenger RNA of Oncorhynchus mykiss (rainbow trout), 2341 nucleotides long. The record is from RefSeq and is a predicted model, not a curated record. Lineage: Eukaryota; Metazoa; Chordata; Actinopteri; Salmoniformes; Salmonidae.
AGUCUCCGCAACACCGCUGCCCUAAAAUACCGUAUUUACAUUUAUGCAGCAACAAAUGGGGAACUGUAGGCUACCGUAAAGAUCUGAGUAGGUUGAUUCUACAGUAUGGGAAACCCAUGGACAGACUCGCUGUGGGAACUCAGAAGUUGUCUCUGUCUGUCUCCUGUCUGUCCCGCUGUCUCAGGUCUGUGAAGGUAAAGAUGUCUCUGGUCGAGCUGGAGGUACCGUCUCCCCUCGUGCGCAGGAGGGUGCACGUUGAGCGCGUGCUGCGGCUGCAGUGAUCAAAUACCUGUCAUCUCUUACUAGCUGCGCUGCGUGCUUGAUAUUACCGACUGAACGGAGGAUUUACUGGGAACGGGAACUGAGAACAUACCGGCCCAAACCCCCUCCGACUGGACACCGAUGGCUUCAUGACCCUCUGUGUUCUAAUGACUGCUGGAGUGCAGUCGAGCUGACAGGAGCUUUUUCUGUGGAUUACUUGGAACACACACACACACACACACACACACACACACACCCUUGCUGUAAACCUCUCUGGUCAAGAUGAGAGGCCUCCUGCUGAUUACCAUUCUCCUCCUGCCGGUGGUGUGCUCCAUGUAUUCCGAGAACUCAGACUGUGUGGUCAAAAGACAGCAGGAGAGAUGUAUGGAGAGGAUCGCCCUGCACAACCUAACACACUACCUGGAUAAUGGCUGUCCGUGGAUGUGGGACGACCUGGCUUGUUGGCAGGAUGCAGCCGUAGGUGAAGUGGUAUCAGUCAGAUGUCCUGAAGUCUUUCAUGACCUCCUGAGUCCUGACGAUGAGAUUGGUUGGAUCAGUAGGAACUGUACAGCAGAGGGCUGGUCAGAAACAUUUCCUCACUACGUUGACGCCUGUCUGUCAGACGAUAACACCACCAGACCGGACAUGCACUAUGAGUCUGUGAAAGCUCUGUACACAGCAGGAUACAGCACCUCUUUGGUCUCUCUCACCACCGCCAUGACUAUACUCUGCAGGUUCAGGAAGCUCCACUGUACCAGGAACUAUAUCCAUAUGAACCUGUUCGUCUCCUUCAUGCUGAGAGCUAUCUCUGUGUUCAUCAAGGACGGGGUUCUGUACACCCAGGAGGAAGAGAACCACUGCUUCAGACACACCGUGGAGUGUAAAGCAGUCAUGGUAUUAUUCCACUACUGUGUGAUGUCCAACUACUUCUGGCUGUUCAUCGAAGGCCUGUACCUCUUCACCCUGCUGGUCCAAACCUUCUUCCCAGAGAGGCGGUACUUCUACUGGUACACCGUGGUAGGGUGGGGUACUCCCACCAUUUGUGUAACUGUCUGGGCUGCUCUGAGGCUUCACUUUGACGACACAAGUUGCUGGGAUACCAACAACACCACUGCCCUCUGGUGGGUGAUCAAGGGACCUACGGUCGUCUCCAUCAUGAUCAACUUUGUCCUGUUUGUUGGGAUCAUAGUCAUUCUGGUCCAGAAGCUGCAGUCUCCUGACAUCAGAGGGAAUGAGUCCAGUAUCUACCUCAGCUGUGCUCAGAAAUGCUUCAGUGAGCCCACUCAGGCUGUACAACAUUCCUGCAGGAUGUCAGAGCUAUCAGUCAUCACACUGCGUCUGGCUCGGUCCACCCUUUUACUCAUCCCCCUCUUCGGGAUCCACUACACUGUGUUUGCCUUCUCACCAGAGGACGUCAGCAAGAAGGAGAGGCUGGUGUUUGAGCUGGGCCUGGGAUCUUUCCAGGGUUUUGUUGUGGCUGUCCUCUACUGUUUCCUCAAUGGAGAGGUGCAGUCUGAGAUCAAGAGGAAGUGGCGUAGCUGGAGGGUGAACCGGUACUUUACCGUGGAUCUGAAGCAUCAGCAGCGCCACCCAUCCCUGGUCAGCAGCGGUGUCAACGGAGGAACACAGCUCUCCAUGCUCAGUUCCAAGAGCUCCUCCGCCUUACAGAUACGCAUGGUGGGCCCCCUGGCCGAGACACCGUCCACACUCAACCUGCCCACCUGAUUGGCUGAGACACCAUCCACACUCAACCUGCCCACCUGAUUGUCUCAAACCCCUGGCCGAGACACCGUCCACACUCAACCUGCCCACCUGAUUGUCUCAAACCCCUGGCCGAGACACUGUCCACACUCAACCUGCCCACCUGAUUGGCUGAGACACCGUCCACACUCAACCUGCCCACCUGAUUGUCUCAAACCCCUGGCCGAGACACCGUCCACACUCAACCUGCCCACCUGAUUGUCUCAAACCCCUGGCCGAGACACCGUCCACACUCAACCUGCCCACCUGAUUGUCUCAAACCCCUGGCCGAGACACCGUCCACACUCAACCUGCCCACCUGAUUGUCUCAAACCCCUGG